This is a messenger RNA of Pseudoliparis swirei, 950 nucleotides long. RefSeq names its product NXPE family member 3-like. NCBI's taxonomy places the organism in Eukaryota, Metazoa, Chordata, Actinopteri, Perciformes, Liparidae. The transcript is spliced from 3 exons. Bases 1 to 852 code for a protein of 283 amino acids. The record is from RefSeq and is a predicted model, not a curated record.
AUGUUGUCUGUGCUUUUCCUCAGAGGUCUUAACUUGAAAGUCUUCAUUCGGACUUCUGGACCUUCUAAUGUCACCGUGUUGCCACAGAAAGAAGGUCAACUGAUGGUGAAGAGCAGCACCAUGACAUCUGGACCUUCUGGUUAUUACUACGGGGGUUUGUGGCGAGCGCUAAGUGGCCCCCCAGUUCGCCAGUUCAACCAGUCUUCCAUCGCUGCGUGUCUGAAGGGCAAGGCGGUCCACAUCUAUGGAGACUCCACCAUCAGGCAGUGGUUUCACUUCCUCAAGGCGGCCCUACCAGAUCUCAAGGAGUUUGACCUGAACAGCCCAAAACAAGCUGGACCGUACAUCUUAUUGGACUAUGGACACAACAUCUUAGUGAAGUUCCGCUUCCACGGCCCUCCCAUCCGGAUCGGCUCCAUCUUAACCAGCCAACUUCAUUACAUCGCCAAUGAGCUAGAUGACUUAAUCGGAGGCCCUGAAACAGUCGUAGCUUUUUGCAUCUGGGCUCACUUCCCCUCUUUCCCCAUGGAGAUCUACAUCCGGCGGCUGCAGAGCAUCCGCAGGGCGGUGGUGCGGCUGCUGAACAGGGCUCCGGACACGCUGGUCGUCAUCCGGACCGGGAACCCCAAAAUUUUGACACUUUCCGUGUCGAUAAGCAACAGCGACUGGGUCUCGCUGCAGUGCGACAAGGUGCUCAGAGCCGUGUUCAGAGGACUGAACGUUCAUCUGAUCGAUGCCUGGGAGAUGAGCCUGGCCCACCACCUGCCGCAUAACCUCCACCCGCCACCUCCUAUCAUUGAGAACAUGGUAAACCAGCUCUUGUCCUAUGUAUGUCCCCAGAAGGACGGCUAAAUGUUUGUCUCUUGGGGAGUUGAAUGUGAUGUCGGCACACGUUGAGUUCAAGAAAUACUCUCAAGCUCUGUAAUAAAUAUGCAAAUAACAUAAAUCCA